AAGGCAUAAUUGGCUGUCACCAUUUACCAACCUGCAGCAACCACAGGUAAUUAUUUUUCCUCUGCUCCCAUCCUACGGCCAUCAUCCAUUCCCAUAGACCAAUCCCAGCCGUUCAAUAAAUUAACUUCAAUUACGCUUUUGCCCCCCCGUGCGGGCAUUUUUUUAAUUUUUUCUGCUUCGAGGUUCUCUCGCCCAAAUAUAAACAAAACAAACCUCCCUCUCUCUCUCUCUCUCCUGCUUUUGUUUUUAGCUUUCUGCUUGAAUGGAGGGGCCUUAAAAAUUCUCUCUGCUUUGCGAUUCCUCCUUUUCCUACAGUGUGUUGCUCCGAGCUCUGAUCCUCUUCUUCUUUUAAGCUGUUUUGUUGCUUCUGCUCUUGAUAGUAUAUCUUCAGAUUCGUCGACGUUAUAGAAUUUUGAACUUAAUGUUUCUGUGAUGGCUUCAUCAUCGGAUUGUAUAUCUCAGAGUGGUUCAGGGUUGAAAGAACGCAAUUACUUUGGGUUGUCUGAUUGUUCCUCUGUGGACAGCUCUGUGGUCUCAAGUGCGCCGGUCGAAAGCAAGAAUAAUCUGAAUAUGAAGGCCACAGAAUUGAGGCUUGGUCUUCCAGGAUCACAAUCCCCCGAUAGAGAUUCUGACUUCUCCCUAUUAAAUGCAGUUAAGCUUGAUGAGAAGCAGUUGUUCCCCUUGGUUCCUUCCAAGGAUGGAAUCUGCACUUUGUCACAAAAGGCAAUAGCAACUGGAAACAAAAGAGGAUUUGAUGAUACUGUCAAUGGGUUUUCUGAAUCCAAAAGUACCAUUUUUACUGAAGGCAACUGGAUGUUCAAUGCUCCAGGUUCUGAUCCUGGACAAGCAAAAUUAGCUGGUAAUGUGAUUUCCAACAGGCCAUCAGGGACUCAAUCAACUAUUAAAUCUGAAGUACCGGUGAAAACAUUACAAGAAAGCACUAACAAGAUAAUUGGUUCUAACACUGCUAGUGCACCUGCUGCUAAGGCUCAGGUUGUUGGUUGGCCUCCAAUCAGAUCUUUUAGGAAAAAUUCUCUGGUCACAACCUCAAAGAACAAUGAUGAAGUUGAUGGUAAACCUGGUCCAGCGGCUCUUUUUGUUAAGGUCAGCAUGGAUGGUGCUCCAUAUCUGAGGAAGGUGGAUCUCAGAAUGUACUCGACAUAUAAAGAACUUUCUUCUGCACUUGAGAAAAUGUUCAGCUGCUUCACUAUAGGACAAUGUGGACCUCAGGGAGCUCCAGCCAGGGAAAUGCUAAGUGAGAGUAAGUUGAGGGAUCUUCUUCAUGGGUCGGAAUAUGUGCUGACUUAUGAGGAUAAGGAUGGGGACUGGAUGCUUGUUGGAGAUGUUCCAUGGGAGAUGUUCAUUGCUUCAUGCAAGAGACUCAAAAUUAUGAAAGGGUCUGAUGCUAUUGGAUUAGCUCCCAGGGCUGUGGAGAAAUCCAAGAACCGGAACUAAAACUCAAUAAGGAUGGUUGCUUUCUGUUGGCGUUGUCAGGUGUCAUUUAGAGGAUGAGCAGAAAAGCAUCGAGUUUCCCAUGAUUAAGGGAGUGAUGUGCCAGAAUGGUUCGUCAUGGGGUCAGAUAUCAAUUUUAGAUGUCUUCUCAUAUGUUUUCCUGCGUGCUUGCUACGUCUACAUCUUUAUUUGGUGUUUAUCCUAAAUCUCGAUUUCUUAGUUGAGGCACAAUAGUUCAUACUUGAAAUGUUUGUGAAGGUUAUACUUCUAUUGGAAGAAAGCUCUACCUUAUGUGUGUGAUCUAAUACUUGUUAGAUAUGUUGCAAUUGUUAGGUUGGGCUGCGGCGCAACUGUUUCUUUGUGUUGAUUAUAUCACAAUAUGUUCGUUUGAAUCAGGGAUCGGUCUGUUGAGAUUCUCUCUUCAGCCCAGAUUU
Messenger RNA from Salvia miltiorrhiza (redroot sage), 1886 nucleotides. RefSeq names its product auxin-responsive protein IAA9. Gene Ontology annotation, biological process: regulation of DNA-templated transcription. The transcript has 6 exons. Gene Ontology annotation, molecular function: protein binding. The record is from RefSeq and is a predicted model, not a curated record. Gene Ontology annotation, cellular component: nucleus. NCBI's taxonomy places the organism in Eukaryota, Viridiplantae, Streptophyta, Magnoliopsida, Lamiales, Lamiaceae. Bases 433 to 1455 code for a protein of 340 amino acids.